Messenger RNA from Planococcus citri (citrus mealybug), 1122 nucleotides. RefSeq names its product Copper chaperone for superoxide dismutase (gene Ccs). Gene Ontology annotation, molecular function: copper ion binding; superoxide dismutase copper chaperone activity. The transcript is spliced from 6 exons. Bases 160 to 960 code for a protein of 266 amino acids. Gene Ontology annotation, biological process: superoxide metabolic process. NCBI's taxonomy places the organism in Eukaryota, Metazoa, Arthropoda, Insecta, Hemiptera, Pseudococcidae. The record is from RefSeq and is a predicted model, not a curated record.
UUUGGACUUCGAAAUUUCGAAAAAUCGAAGCAGUUUCGUAAAUUAUUUGAUCUUCUAAAUUUUCAAAACAUGUCCAUUUUCUCCUGACCAAAACUUGGCCAGAAAUAUUGAAAAUCCGUAGCAUUAAUUUCCAGUAAAAUAACCCCGCGAACUGUGAACAUGUCAACCAACAUUGAAUUCGCCGUUGAAAUGAGCGGAGAUGAGAUGCCUGAGAAAAUAAAAUCAUGCUUGGGUGAUACAGCCGGCGUAGACGAUAUACGUAUUUUCCCCGGAACUAGUACGGUUGUGAUCAAAUCCUCGUUACCAGUAUCUAUACUUCAAGAGAAGCUCGAAUCGACCGGUCAGAGAGCUGUGAUAAAAGGAUACGGUGGUACCGAAACAGGAAGUCUUCAAGCAGCAGUUGCCAUGGUGGGAGGAGAAUGUGGUUACGGUUUGGGCCAAGUACAAGGAGUCGUUCGAUUCAUCCAAGCUAAUGAAAACGAAUGUAUUGUAGACGGUACGAUCGAUGGAUUAAGUCCUGGUUUACACGGAUUACAUGUUCACGAAUUCGGUGACAUUUCAGACGGUUGUAACAACGUCGGUGAUCACUUUAAGAAGACUGAUACUCCACACGGAGCUCCUGAUAAUGAUCCCAAUUUCAGGCACACCGGUGAUUUGGGAAACAUCCAAGUAGAUAACGACGGAAGAGCACAAUUCAGAUUCGUAGAUAACGUUUUGAAAGUUUGGGAUGUAGUUGGUAGAACAGUUGUUGUAACUGAAGACAAAGAUGAUCUCGGUAAAGGUCCCAAUCUACAAUCGACCAUCGAUGGAAAUUCUGGAAAAAGAUUGGGCUGCGGUAUCAUAGCUCGUUCAGCUGGUUUAUUCGAAAACACCAAAAGAAUAUGCGCUUGUGACGGAGUAUCUUUGUGGGACGAAAGAAAUAAACCACUAGCCGGACCAGGCAGAAGGAAUCGUUUAUAAACAUACCAUAAAAUCAACCUCUUAAUUAUUCCAAAUGUGGGCCCAGUUACUUAAAUUAAAGUUGUAUCUGUGAUUUUACACGUUCGUGUAGGUAUUUUAUAUUGUAUUGUAUUCACUCAGGGGGUAGUUAUCCGGUAACAUUAAAAUUUUUCGCAUCUCUAA